CGUCACCGGAGCCGGUACCAUAUGGUGCACGUUUCCAAAAGCAUCCGCCCGAUAGUACCCAAACGCCGACCCGUCGUAUUUUCACCCGUAAUCUCACCAGAUCGAAAAAUCUGCAGCAGGUUCCGUUUGCUUUACACUAACGUGCUAUUCCGCUGUGGUGUCUGACUGUUGGGAAGUUAUUCUCCACUUCGGUCGGUACAUUGCAACAUCGCGAACGACGUCUACCAAAUCUGGGAACAAUAACCUCCCAACAGAAGCAGAGCAACAGGAUUUUCACCAACAACAGCGACACCAGAAGAUUGUCAUGUCAGCAAUCUGAGACUCCUUCGAAGAAAAAAGCAAAAAAGGCCCCGUGUACGGUUUUUUUAAAACUAGUGUUUCUGCCACACGCACACACGAGAAUCGAACGGCGCCUUUGCCGUGCAAGAGUGACAAGAGAAGGGAGAACUUCAUGCGGGAAAGCCGUAGAAGGAGAAAGAAAUAACGACUGAUCUAUCUAUCAGUUGAAAGUGCUCCGUAACAGCAACACGCUGGAACAGGUGUGUGAGAGAAGUGAAGCAAAAAUCUCCAACAACACACACAACACCGUUUACCACAAACAACAACAACAACAACAACGACGACACCAGAAUCGUGCCAGCCACAACAACACGAAAACAUCUCGAAAAAGUGACGUCCGGGAGCGAUCUCAGUCAAUCUCGUACCGUCGUUUGCUCGUGCACCAAGAAAGUAAAUAAACGGCAGUUGAUGAACUAAAAUAGAAUAGAAGCAACACUGGAUGGAAAGCAUAAACCCAACCCCUUAUCGUUAUCGCGUGUUUCGCUAGGACUGCAAUAGAUUGCCGUUAUCCAGAAUACUGUCAAACUGCACGGUGCUGUCAAACUUUACCCAAGAAGUGUUUUCCUGUGCGAGUGGUCGAUCAUCGGCAGUGAGAGGGCAAGAUUUAUUCCUUUUUUAAGGGUAGUGCCAGACCAAUGUGUCCCUCAAUGCAGUAGGCCACAGGUUGUUGCUACUUCAAACACUUUCCACCGUACGCGCAGCGUACUAAGGUUCGGCCGCGCUGCCACAGUGCUACCCCUUCCAACGGUUGAGGGAAAAAUCGUAACCAACCCAAAAACGCACCGCAGAUCAAGAUCCGCGUACGAAACGAGAGUGAAAUCCGGGAGGAAAAGAGAACGAACCAUGCAUGCUGUCGACUACGACGGCUGGCCACGGCGGGAACGACGUUAGUGAACGAUAGAAAGGGCACCAUCGAAUCACGACCAUUGGUCGUGGUAUUGCACCCCUUUUACCUUUCCUCUCCAAUGUGCAUCGUACUUCCGGGUUUAUCCUACUGACUCCACCGGAAGCUAGACGACGAGCUCAUCACACGUUUCUACUCGCAAAAAAUAGAACGAGCAUGGUGCUCGCUCUGGUAUCCGCAUCCACCUAGAGUGAAUCCUCGGAGCACGGCCAGGGUCGUAAAAAUUUAAAACACCGAUUUGAAAGAUAGCGCGACACCCUGGCUCAAACACUUCAGCAUCCUAGCAACCGAGAUCGCAAAGGAUGGACAACCGACUUAAUAUCGGCUCGGAGGUGCGCGAGUUGAAACUCGGUUCAACCUUCACCAACUCCACACCGUCGAAUGUGUUCCACACGAUAAAAUAUGAUUUCAAACCCGCCAGCGUCGACGUGAACAAACCUGCAGAACUGGAAGUUAGUGACAACAAACAGGUCACCGUUACCGUCCCACACUUGGAUGGUUCCGGUGUGCCAAAUACCGUCUUCAAGGGCAACCAACGAGACUACACGCGAAAAGAUUGCGUUCUCAUCGUUAACCGGGCGACGGGAGAGAUUACACUCGAACAGCUCAACAGUAGUAUCGUGGUGAAGAAGACGAGGACCGAAAACAAAGCAGUCAAUCCACCUCCGCCCCCGCCAACGAUCAAGGUCGAAAAUAAUACCGCUAGACAAAGUUCCAAGACGAAGAUCACGACCGGUGUGCGCAAAAAUGCACCGAUCAACUUCGUGCCAAAGCACUCGCCAUUGCAGGGCUCGCCGUCCUAUCCGCACCGGAGCCCUCAAUCGGCACCGGCCUGGAAUGCCAACAAUACUCAACAGACCUUGCCAAGUAUUCCGAUGAUCGGAUUGGACGAUGGCUUGGAUUUCGGCAUGCCACAAUCCUCCUCCACCUCCUCCUCUAUGAACAAUCAUCAAAGCAGCAACAACAAUAACAUCAACAGCGCCAAUUCCAACCACGGGGCCAGCAGUAACAACAACAACCACCACCAACAACAACACCAUCACCAUCAGCAACAGCUACCAUUGCUUGGUGGCGGUAGUGGGAGUAGUAAUAGCAACAGCAGCUCCACAGGUGGUUCCACCAACAACAGCUACCUUAAUCCGCGCAGCUCCGCGCAGAACAACUCCAGCAGCACCGGAAGCGGCGGCAGCAACAGCAACAACAACAACCACCACAACCACCACGGUGGCAUGAACAAUAGCACCAGCAACAGCAACCAUCAUCACCACAACAAUCACCUGAGCGUGUCGUCGGCGUACGGAGGACUGGCCCGGAACAAUAUGCUGAGCGAACCGUCGAUGCCUCCGAGCGUUGAGGUUAGUUUGCCCUCGGAUCGCGACCUAUUGCCCCCACCGGCUGUGACGGGAAUCGGCGGAGGAGCGAGUAGUGAUCCGGAAAUGAUGACUUCCUCGGAAUCGGACGGUUCGGACGAUUCCGAUUCGAGCAGUAGUGACCAGGAGUCAGAUAGCUCGACCGAGGACAACAAUGAUUCACCAGUGAAAGAAUCUAUAUUUGAUCCUCGACCGGAGCUGACCGGGGUUGGUGCCGCAGCGAGCGCGGUUGAUCUGAGCAAAGACCUGUGUCUGUCAUCAAACUCCGACUCGGACGACUAAGGCGGGCGAUUCGGCACCCCCGCCAACAUGUACAUGCAAGAGACAUUCAAAGACACGACACGUUAGAUAAAUAGAGAAAAACUGUGCUCUGUAGGAAAGGUCCAAUAGAGAGUUUAACAAGCGAGGGGGCGAGUUAAAGGAGAGAAACAGUCACUUCAGCAGCAGAAACGACAGGAGGAGGAUGAAUGCAAACCAUUUGUGUAAGAAGUUGUGUAAAAUGUUUUUUUUUUAAUUGUAUGUGUUUUGUUUUUGCUGGGAGAAAAACUCUUAGGACAAUUAUUUAUAUUUAUGCUCAAGGUUGCAAGUACAGAAGAAAACAACAUCAAGGGUACACUUUGCCGGUCCUCCCCACCUAACUACCAAUCACCUCGAGCUUACCUUUUCGUACCAGGAUCGUCCAGGAUUGAAGCGAAGCGCAACUCUAGGGUGUUUCUUUGUUUUUUGUUUGUUUGUCUAGUUUGUGGGCGAACAGGGAAUGCCAGCAACUGCCUCGAAAGGACCAUUACCAGACUUGAGACGGAACAAAAAAAAUCCUAUUAGAAGUAAUUAGUCAAACGGCGCAGCCGCCACCCUUUGCUCAUUUAGCUAAAGCAAACAAAAUGUGUGUCUCUUUAUCUUUAUCUUCACCGUGCUUGUUCUUCACGUUACAUUGAUUUCGAUUUUUGCUUCGUCUUUUAAACGGUUUUUGGAGCUUCCAUUGCGCUUAUGUGUUAUGCACCGAAGGCUCAAUAACGACUGAUGAAUGUUGUUUUCGGGGUAGGGUGAAAUGUAAAACGGUGGCUUCUCCUUUUUGUGUGUUUGUGGGUGUGGUUGAGUUUUAAUCACAAACAUGGAUUCGAAGCGGACAUAAGCACACUAGUUGGCCAAGUAAGAAACAGCCAGGGAUGGAGAAAGGCUACCGGUGAACAUCCCCAUCAAUCAGGGAAUGCCGGAAACGCCGCCGGUAGGAUCGAAGUCUGCGAAUUGUAAAUACUUUCUGAGUUGUUCCAUUGUGGGGGAGAGUUGGUAAACCCGAUGGAAAGUGAUGCGGUCGUGAUGGAGCAGCGGAAACAAGCAGUGAACGGCUGACAUGGGAAGGAAAAGGACCUCUUUGGGACUCCAAGGAUGACACCGAAGAAGGGUGAAAAUAAAGAACACGAAUGUUAGAACGAAUAGUAGUGCAGCGGGCCAACAAUCGCUAGCUUUGGAGAAAGUUGGAUGGACAUGUAAAGGAAAGGAAUGGAAGAAGGAAGAGCUUGCUCUAAAGUUGUAAUAAAACAAAUAAUGUGUUAAUGA
Anopheles coustani is the source of this 4170-nucleotide messenger RNA. It is a transcript of the gene Eaf, whose product is annotated as ell-associated factor Eaf. The record is from RefSeq and is a predicted model, not a curated record. The transcript has 7 exons. Gene Ontology annotation, biological process: regulation of transcription elongation by RNA polymerase II; positive regulation of DNA-templated transcription. Gene Ontology annotation, cellular component: super elongation complex. NCBI's taxonomy places the organism in Eukaryota, Metazoa, Arthropoda, Insecta, Diptera, Culicidae. Gene Ontology annotation, molecular function: transcription elongation factor activity. Bases 1546 to 2895 code for a protein of 449 amino acids.